AAGUGACACGAGGUUUCUACAGAAGCGAACCGCAAAGUUCAUUUAAUUCUCUUCAAACGAGAAAAGGAGACAAAAAGAGAAAACGGAAAGCUUUAAUGUUGAGUGAGCGAACGAUGUAAAGUUUCAGUUGUGGUCCAGGAGGGCUUGAGAUCAGAUUAUAAGAUCAGACUGAAGAGUCAGACGACUCCAGUCAACCCAUCAUCUAACACACUGUUUGUUGACCAGGAGAAGAUUUCCAGAUGCUGAGAAGAAAUGGCCAGGAUGCAAAAUCAGACUGUGAUUAUUACAGUGAUGAUGAUGAUGUUGCGCCUUCAUUCAGCUCUUACAGAUCAAAGUUUGGAGUGUUAUAAUGACUACUGUAACACCUUCACAUGCGUGUGGAACACAUCAAAUGUCCAGCCGCCCAUCACACCUCAGACAAUCUGCUCCCUACAUGUAGAGGUUAAAAAAAGAUUAAGCAGUAUAACAGAAACGCAGCAGAUGUCCAUUAAGGGCUCAGACCUCAACAUCCGCACAGCCAGCGUUGAAUUUAAAAAACCUGGAGGAAUCAUAAUAGGUGCUGCCAUCAUCUCUGAAAAAGUGUUGUGUGAGAACUUUGACGCACCUGUGGCUCAGACACAACACAUGGGCAACGACAGCGUAGUGAAAGUUCUGCCUCCUGUAGGAGUGAAAGUUGACGGGCUCAAUGUUUCAUGGAGUUUUGCUUCCCCAAAGUCAACAUAUUUUCAGGGUCAUGUGUUUGAGCUGCAGUACAGAUCUGCUGAGCAAAGCUGGACGGACAGUGACAGCGUUCAGAUCAAUGACCCUCAUAUACAAUUUAAUGAAGAUCAUCUGUAUUUAAAUCAGCCGUAUGUGCUCAGGGUCAGAGCCAAACUCUUAAACAAACCCAAUGCCAUCUGGAGCGAGUGGAGCAGUGAGUACAGCUGGAAAUCUGAUGUUGGUAAGCCACGCCCGACACCCAGCGGGAGCUUCACCCCGGCACUUAAUACAGAGUCAUUUCAAGUCUGGAUCACAUUCACAGGAGUCGGUCUCAGCAUCAUCUUCAUCUUUAUCAUUCUCUUCAAAUGCAACAAAAUCAAAUGGGUGCAGAAGAUCCAUUCUUCAUAUAUACCUGAUCCCAGCAAAUACUUCACUGAUUUAAACUCAUAUCAUAAAGGAAAUUUUGUGUCAUGGCUCGGUUCAGCGUUCGCUCUGGAAAGCUUUGUCACAGUCGACUCUGAGUUUGUCAGUCCGGUCGAGGUCGUGAAGCUGCAGGACACCUGCGACUCUCACCGCUUGGACGCACGCGGUGCCGCAUUGAACGAAGGAUGGGAAAACACUUCAAAAUCCUCCAACUUCUCAAACUCCACUUACUUUUUGUCCCAGAGCUCCAACGACCCCAACGACACCCUGGAACCCUGCUCGGCACACUGCUCGUACGGUCCUGCGGGGGGAGACAUUCUGCCGAACAGUGCUGACGUCGCUCGUGGUGUCGGGAAGGAUGAAAUGUUUGAACUGGAAAGUUCUCUAAAGAGACUGGAGCAGCUCCGUCAGGACACGCAGAGUCCAGAUUCGGGCUUCGCCGUGGGGUCUGAAGACAGCAUGGAGGAGUCGGACCUUCCCAGCCCGCUGGGUCUAAAUCUGACCCCUCACCCGCUCCUGGGCCUGCCUGCCCCUCAUCCCCACAAACAUCUCUUUUUGGGCUGGGACCAGACGCCUCUUGUACUGGGACCAAACCGUCUGAUGCCCAGCAUAGACUUGGACCUCAAGCUUUUAGGUUCAUGUGGAAUGAUAGAGCCCUCAAGUGACGAUUACAUGCCAGUGAAAAAUGUCCAAAAUUAAUUCACCAUUAUCCGCAUAUCUCAAAGUCUCUGUGACUUCAGUAACAAAUGUGUGACUUAAUUGUAAUGAUUGUGAUGAUUUCCGAACAGGGGGUGAAAAACCACCUGAAAAAUCCCAUUAACAUUGCGCAGAACUUUGACAGGUCAUAGCUCUGAGCAAGGAUUUCGGAGUAACACUUGGGUUACUACAUCUGAAGAGGCAGGCAGGCUCUGUAAGAACAUAUCUUGAAAUAGGGUGUAAAGGGCGAUUUAUAGUCGUGCGUAAGUUCUACGCCGUAGCAUCAUUGCUGGUCUUCUCAAAUUAUACACAACAAGUUGCUGUUUCUUCUUCGUUUGUGUGUUAACUUGCCAAGCUUCUUCUUCUCUGACGGCCGCGCUGCUACUGUGGUUACACGCGUGGAUACUGCCUAGCAGCAGUUUGCGGGUGUGUUUGCACGUCGACGCGGAGGACGACGCAAAAGUAUAAAUGAAAACCGACGCGGAACCUACGCCGUCGCGGCUACGCCGUAAUACCUACGCACGACUAUAACGAGCCCUUAAGUUGUACCCCUGGGGAGCAAAUGCUAUCUGAAAUUGCCACAAUAUAAAUACGUGGUGAAGGAAAGCAAUGCCGUUUUCCUACUAUGAUAUCUAGGACAUACAAGGCUUUUUUAUUUAACAUUUUUGCAUCACAGAAAGAAGUGGGUGGACUCAUUUUACUCUGCCAUCCAACCAGUCUCUCAGAAUCAUCAUGAAUGAAUCAAGCCACGCCCUAGCAACCAUUUUGAGCACCCGAUCCCAUAGACUGCCAUUGAAACAAAGCCUAUAUCUCUGCAUCAGAACAUCGUAUCAUCGUUUCACUUGUGGCCAGGAGUAUAAUCACUGGUAAAUGACAAUUAUUCCCUAGCAACUAAACAGAGGUACCCUAGCAACCGAUUAAAAAAAGCCUAUAUCUCUGCAUCAGAACAUCGUAGAUACAUUGGAGGGGUGGGGUCUUCUGAAACUUGUUAACAUUAUUGUACCAGUUUGUUUCCUGAAUUUUGCUACUCAAGCACCACUUCACAUUUUCUUCGGAAAAUAUACCUAUCUAUUGACCCUUUUGCUCUAUUAUAAUGUAUUGCUUUAAUGUAUAAGAUGUUAUGGGAUUGUGAUCAAUGACCUUAGUUUCUAAUUCUUUAAAAGAAACACAAAGCCAGAAGUUAAAGUUUAUUUGUAGCUUACUGAAGUCCGUUUAUUGUCAUUUAUCAAUAGUUCCAUAGAUAAAACAAGAUUGAGCACUGGUGUAGGGAGACGAUGCAACACUCAGGCAACUAAAGUCCCGCCUUCCAGUUAAAAGAACCAAUCAACAAUGGAUAAAGACUGAUGAUUAUCAGUUCUGCUGCUAUUUGAGAAAUGAAAUGCAUUUGUGUGAAAAGUGAAUGUAAAGUUAAAUCAGUGACAGGAACAUCUGUAUGUAUAAAAUGUGUCGUCAGUGAUUCUGGUUAUUUCAGCUUCAGACUUAAAGUCCUCCUGUGGUGAAAAUCAAGUUUUUAUUGUUGUUUAUAUGUCUAUGCGGGUUUUUAAUAUGCUUUAAGACAACAAAAAUUUCUGUGGUUUGAAAUUGCUAGACACGGUGCUGAAACGAUCACGACGUUACUGCUUCAACUCUACUUCUGUGAUGCUCACGUGUGCAGUGUGAUUGCUGUAAGCUGUUAACAUCAGCCCUUAAGUUCACGUAUACAUUGUGUAAAACCGAACUUAGCAGUUAUGUGUCUGAAACUGUCGAAUGUAGCAUCUAUUUACAUUUAUAUCUAUGGUCUGAGGUGGUGCGAAAAAGUAGAGGUGGGAACUAAUUUGCAUAUUCAUAGAUCCAUAACUAUACUAAAGGGUGUAGAGUUACAUUCAUGUUGUUUUAAACAUGAAGAAAUUACUGUCACAUAUAUAUGCUAUUAUGAUGCUCAAAGAUGAGUUUUUAAGGAUAAAAUUAUAGACUACAGGGGGACUUUAAGAUAUCAUGGUCUGUUUCAGUCUGGAAUAAAAUCAUGUAAGUUAAUAUCAGUCAAUUUAACCAACUGUUUUUACUGAGUUUACCGUGCUUUAGUGAGAAAAACAACCUCAUACUUUAUAGUCUAUGGGCAAAACUAGUUAUUGGAAUUUACUCAUUUUCCAGGUUAUAAAUUAUGCACAAACUUUAAUUUUCACAUAACUCUAGAUCAUUUCAUAGUUUCACCCUGAUCUCUUAUUGGAAUGUGGCCUAAUAUUUUCAGAUAAUAACAAAAUAUAAUUGGCUGCGUUGCAUAUCAGGCUUUUUGCAGUAGGUUGUUCGACAUUAUGCGCUAGAACUGAGAGGCGGAUGACGUCAAAGUACCGCGAGAGCGAGACGAAAUUAGACUUAGUAUGAUUUCUCCAAUCGUUCUCGCGGUACUAUGACGGCAUCCGCCUGUCGGUUCUUGCGGCGCCGCAGUGUAAUUUUUACCUAUGAAUAAACACGUGCCUUCUUUUUAAAACCCUGCCUCUGAAGUGCAUUUCAGACACCAGCAUAUCAAGUGCACUGAAUAAUGGACAGGAAGAAACAGAUGUGUGUUGUCAUGACAACAGUUUGACUGAUGUCUGUGUCAUAAAUCCUACAGUAUUAUCAUGUUGAAUGUAAAACUCACUCUAUUACAUCUCACUGCAUUGAUGAAUGUGAAAUAAAGCUUCUGUAGUUCUCAUCUACUCUUUCAUUUACAACAGAGGAACUCCUAUCUGAUUGAACAUUAAUAUAGCUGUACUAAAAUAAAGCAGAUGUUGUUGCUACAGAGCAC
Molecule: messenger RNA, 4582 nt
Organism: Misgurnus anguillicaudatus (oriental weatherfish)
Lineage: Eukaryota; Metazoa; Chordata; Actinopteri; Cypriniformes; Cobitidae
Source: RefSeq, a predicted model, not a curated record